AGGAAAGUUAGUUUUAGGCACACUUUGCACCAGUUCUGGCACUACUAACACAGUACUCUCACCUAACUAUCCAUUAUAACUGUAUUCAUAUAUAAUGUGUUUAACUCAGUAACUGUUUGUUUGGGCCAUAACUUGUUGUGCUUAAAGUUUUUUAAAACAUUAAAACAAAUGAUAUAAUUGUUUGUGUUUUGUGUUAUAUCGAUAGUCAAUAUUGGGAUAAAACAGUUAACAACAACAACAGUGAAGCACAACAGCAAUGCCUUCACACCUGUCAUUGCUUAGGCAUUUGGCACUGUUAGCCAUAAUACAGUUAUGGCUUAUAGACGAUACCGUGGGAGUUGUGCCCCAAAUAACCUCAUUGAACGUACACUGCGAUCGCACCGGUAUGAGAGUGAGUGUCAAUUUUGAUUCAGCUUUCAAUGGAAUCAUCUUUUCAAAGGGUCAUUACAGUGAUAUGGGAUGUCGGUACGUUCAGCCUAACAGUGCCUCAACAACAACUGAUUUUGAGAUUCCUGUGGAUAAAUGCGGGACAAACACACUGGACAUCGAUGGUGAAGACGGAACACCACCUAAACGUGGGUUUGAGAAUAUUCUAGUUUUCCAAAACGAUCCGACAUAUCAAGAGGUGUUUGAUCACGCGAGGAUGGUUGUCUGCAGAUAUACCAUUGAAGAUGACUUCGACCUCAAAGAAAAACGAGUAGUCUUUAAGCCCGUUGUCAUCGAUAUGUUAGAUGUCGUCAGCAUACCUAUAAGAGAUGUGGACGGAGAGUCAAGUAGAGUGGACUGUUGGAUGGAAAUUACAAAAGGAAGGUUCCCACAGACAAAUCCUAUUGAUAGUGCCGUCAAAGUUGGAAGUCCUUUAACAUUAGCCAUCUUUGUUAGAGAUGCCCGAAAACGUACUGAUCUUCGAGUUAAAGACUGUUACGCUUACGAUGACCCACAAGUAGCCGAAAAUAAUGGUCCGGCGCUCCUACAGCUUACAGAUUUUGAAGGCUGUCCCACUAAACCUAAAUUAAUUGAAGUUUGGCGAAGAACUCAUGACGCGGGCCCUUCCGGUGCUACUAUUAUUGCAUUUACAACUGUAACUGCAUUUAAAUUUCCUGACCGUCAGGAUCUUCAGUUGACGUGUAAUAUAGAGUUGUGUCGCAAUCAAUGCGCUCAGAGAUGUGCGUCUGAAAUGCCGGGACCGGUAGCAAUAGGUGCAUGGUCCAGAGAAAUUGAUGACGGAUCAGCUCCUCCAUCUGCACCCACUACUGCUUCCACAUCAACAUCAACAGAGAGUGAUGGCGACGAUGAAGAAGAAGGUGAAGAUAAUUCUGAAACUGAAGGAACCACUUCAACGACUCCCGCUUCAAGUGAUGGCGACAGUGAUACUGACUCUGAGUCUGAUUCUGAUAGUGAUUCUGAAGAAGAAACGACAACCACUACUGAAGCUUCAGAAGGAGAAGAAGAUGAUAGCGAAGAGACUACAACUACGACAGAGGCCUCAGAAACGUCUGAUACUGACGACGAAUCAGAGUCUAAUGGAGAUAAUGAAAGUGAUUCUGGAAAAGAAGAUUCUAGUGAUGACUCUAAUUCUGAAACUGAAGCUAAAGAUGAAGAGUCGGACACCGAAAGCAGUAAAGAAGACGAAAAUACAGAUAAUGAAGACAGUAGUGAUGAAGACACCGCAGAAAGUUCUGCCAAAAUUAAAGAAAGUCCGGUUAAUAAAAAUACUAAAAAGACAACAACGACGACAACAACAACUACUACUACAACAACUACAACACCUCCAACCACAACAACUACUAAGAAGUCAAAAGCUGCCAAAAAACCUAAAUCUAAAAACAAAGCAAAAACAUCAACAUCUAAGCCACCAAAAUCUGCGGCACAAAUCAGACAAACGGAUGCUAUUAAUUCAAUUGUUGAACAAAUUCAUUGGUCUACAUCAACAUUAAGACCAUUGAGGGAAUUAAUGGACUCUAGUGUUGAAAGAGAAAGACCAAAAAAUUCAAAGAAAUCUAUAACAACAACAUCUUCUACUACAACCACUACUACACCGCCAACAACUAAAUCAAACAAAAAAUCGACUAAAAAGUCAUCACAAAAGCCAACGAUUGAAAAGCCAUCAAAUCAGGUACGAGUGGCCCGAGCGCCGUAUGCUUCACAUCCCGAUGAGUUCCCACACCUACACCUUGAAGAAAACAAAAGAGAAAUUUUAUUAUCUACUAGACGUCCCAAUCCUUUUUAUAAGAUAAGGUCUUUAUUUGACACCAAAACCACAACAACUACCGCUCAACCAUUGGCUCAAAACUUUGCAAAUCAUGUCAUACAAGACAUGUUUUUACCGAUGAAUACAACAAACACUGAAAGCACUACUAUUAGACCAGUUAUUAUCAGACGAUUUAGAUAUAGAAAUGAUAACAAUGGUAAUGAUUUCAAUCAAAACAAUAGUACGACAAGUAAUCCAAUUGCAAAUCAAAGACAACAACAACAGAUAAGAAGAAGGAAUGGUAUUUUUGAUGAUAACACCAAUUAUGAGGCCAUAAAUAGUUAUUAUAAUUAUCAACCCCUAAGAAUCAAUAGACCACAUCAUCGAGUGGUCAGAUCUGUUGACUUAAGAUCUAGAGAUUCAAAGACAGAUUCAGUGAUAUUUCAUACAACAAUCCAUUCAGCCCUUCAAGUCUACUAAAAGAUUAGUAUUAUAGUUGAGAUGCAGAUGAAGAUAAAGAUUAGGAAGAGAUGGCGAGGCAUAUCAUACAUGUCCUCAAUUUUAGUCCAUUUAAUUAUUAUUAUUAUUAAUU
Oppia nitens is the source of this 2783-nucleotide messenger RNA. Its product is annotated as mucin-5AC-like. Lineage: Eukaryota; Metazoa; Arthropoda; Arachnida; Sarcoptiformes; Oppiidae. The transcript has 6 exons. The record is from RefSeq and is a predicted model, not a curated record. Bases 257 to 2671 code for a protein of 804 amino acids.